ACAUAACGGACUAAUGUCACCGCAAGUACCGCGUGUGUUUGUUAUUGUUUUCAAGGUGUUGAUUUGUUGUCUGUUUUAAAAAAAUUCAUAAAGAAUUAUCAUUCAUCAGUCGUCGAAAACUUCUACGGCAAACAAAAUGGAACAGACGUCCAAAUGGAAAACAACAAUACUACCAUCAAAGAGUAACAUUAAUAACGAGGAUAAAAUCAAGUUUAGCAAAACAGCCGUUCGAAAACGUAGUCGCGACUUUGCUCAUCGUCAGUGUCGAAUCAUAGUUCGAAACCUUCCCUAUAAAGUAACUUCAAAGAAACUUCAAGAAGAGUUUGAAAAAUGCGGCACUAUCGAAGAUAUCAACAUUCUUAAGCGCUCUGAUGGUAAACUUGUCGGAUGUGCUUUCUUACAGUACGAAAAAAAGGACCAAUCUUAUAAGGCCGUUACAAACAUGAACGGCAUGAUAUUCAUGGGGAGAAAAUUAGAAGUUUGCUAUGCGCUGCCCAAGGAAACAUAUAAAAAGAUGAAAACUGAGACAGAAAUCAAAACUAAAGAAACGAAACUUGACCACGAUGAAGCUAUUGAAACGGACAUUAAGGAAAAAAUUAAGGAAGAUGAAGAAUAUGUGCAAGAUAUAACUGAGAAAAGUAAAGAGUUAGGAGGAAUCCAUAUAAAUGAAUAUAUCAAACCACUGAAGUCUGAUCGACAAAAUAAACAUACAGAAAUUGAAGAAGGUCGCACAGUUUUUCUGAAAAACGUUUCUUAUGACGCAAACGAAGAUGAUAUAAAAGAUGCUUUGGUACACUUUGGAACAGUAGAAAAAAUCCUAAUUAACAAAGAACGAGUUUCCGGUCACUCUAAGGGUACAGCUUUUGUGAUUUUUAAAUUGAAAGAAUCGGCUGAUAUGUGCAAAAAACAAAGUCUUAAAGUGCAAGUGAAUAACCAGUUUAUUGAAAUUGUUGAUGCUCUUAAAAAGAAAGAAGUAAGAGACAUCGAAAGUCGAAGGAGUGAAAAAUCUGGAAAGGAUUCAAGAAACCUCUAUUUGUUGAAAGAAGGACUAAUCAUGGCUGGGUCGGAAGCAGCUAAAAAUGUGUCGAAAACUGAUAUGGCACAGAGACUUAGACUAGAACAGCGUUGUGCUCAAAUGUUAAAAAACUUGAACCGCUUCGUUUCGCGUGAACGACUAACAGUGCACAAUUUACCGGAAAGUUGUACUAGUUCCUCUCUGCGCACUAUAGUUCAACAGCAUACGGGAAUGAAUCCUCAAGAAUGUCGUGUGAUGCGGGAAAAUAAUUCUUCGUUCGGGAAUCCUUCUGGAAAAUCACGUGGUUAUGGCUUUUUGUCAUUCAAGAAACACGAGGUCGCUCUGGAUGUAUUGCGGAAACUGAAUAAUAACCCAUUGGUGUUUGGAAAGAACAACCGACCGAUUGUUGCAUUUAGCAUCGAAGACCGGAAAAUUCAAAACAUCAAAGAGCAGCGACUGCUGAAGUCACGACUUAAUAACCCUACAUACCAGGAAAAACUAAAAAAAAUAAACGCAAAGAGACAAGAAAGAUUACAAAUUAAAAAACAGCAAAAGAAAAUGGCUUCGGAGCAAUUGGCGAUUAUGCCAAACGCAACAUUAUCUAUACAAAAACCUAGGAGAAAUGAAAAUAAAAUAAGCAAAAAAGAACGAAAACGAUCCAUUCUCAAAAAUAUCGAAGAGUUCACUGGUGAAAUUUCACGUCAAGGUAAAAUAGGCAUUCGAUCUAAUCGAAAAAUUAAUACACAAGCGGAUGCGCAUAUGGAGAGGUUAAAGGCAGAGAAAAAAGAUGCUCGUAAAAAAAGAGUCAAGCAAGAGCACGAGCGAAACAGACAAUUGAAAGCUGCGCGUCGCAUUAAACCAAGGCCAGCAAAUUCAGCGGAACUUCAAAGAGAGAAUCAAUAUUUUCAGGAAACAGUAGGCAAGUACAAGGAAAUUAUCAACCAAGCGAUAGUUAAAAACAAACGUAGUAAGUGGUAUAAAGGAUAAUACUUUUUGUAAUGAAAUAAACAUAUACUGAACUAA
Messenger RNA from Wyeomyia smithii (pitcher-plant mosquito), 2038 nucleotides. RefSeq names its product RNA-binding protein 28. Lineage: Eukaryota; Metazoa; Arthropoda; Insecta; Diptera; Culicidae. The record is from RefSeq and is a predicted model, not a curated record. Gene Ontology annotation, molecular function: RNA binding. Bases 137 to 2002 code for a protein of 621 amino acids. The transcript has a single exon.